AUGGGCAGUGUGUCACAACGUAAAAGAACCCAAAGGGCCAUAAAGAUUUACAAACUAUUCGAAAAGAUAGGAGUAGAUAGAAUUAAGAAUAUCAAAUCUUACAGUGCGGAUUCUAUUUCAAAGUUUACUAAGCCUCAAAUCCAAAUUAUUCUGAAUUAUUUCGGUGGAUCUUGCUAUGCUGAUACGGAAAUAAAAAAACCUAACUCAUACUCUGAAUGCAAAGAUAUAGAAAAAGUGAGUCCUAAAAUCCUACUUGAGAAAAGCCAAGGGUCUGUCCCAAAAAAAUUACCAGAUGUUAAGAUAAGCACUCUGCCCACUUCUCAAACUUUGAAAACCAAUCAAACUAAUGCAUUAGAGGUGCAAGAGAAAUACUUGGAUUCAGUUGAAGUAAGUACAUCGGCAAAUGUAUCUUCUUCCGGUCAAUCUAAUCCAACCUAUAACUGCACCUAUUUUCGCAACAAAAUAUUGGAUCAAUAUCCUAAUCUAUAUAGAGAAUGUAGUAUUGAAAAUUUUGACUAUUAUGGGAUUACUGAUGAGACAACAUGUGGAGACUAUAUCUGCCUAUUAUGCAAAUUAGGCCAUGAUGAUGAAGAAAUAGAAGGUAGAUAUAAAAAACAAACUGGAAAUGAGCCAUGGCAAUUAUUGGAAGCUGUGAUAGAUAUGUCAGUAGAACCAGUCCCUUGCCCUGAGCGCCUUCGGCUGGGACUACCUCAAGCCUCUGAUUUCAAACUUAUUACUUUUAAAGCCAAACCCGAUUUAGAAUCAAUUAUCAAAUCCAUCUUAGAGCACUUCCCAUACUUGAAAUUCUGA
Molecule: messenger RNA, 810 nt
Organism: Rhizophagus irregularis DAOM 181602=DAOM 197198
Lineage: Eukaryota; Fungi; Glomeromycota; Glomeromycetes; Glomerales; Glomeraceae
Source: RefSeq, a predicted model, not a curated record